Molecule: messenger RNA, 6588 nt
Organism: Lytechinus variegatus (green sea urchin)
Lineage: Eukaryota; Metazoa; Echinodermata; Echinoidea; Temnopleuroida; Toxopneustidae
Exons: 11
Coding region: 196-2865 (889 amino acids)
Source: RefSeq, a predicted model, not a curated record
ACCCAGACCGGACCCGAAAAUGAUAUUGACAAAUUACCUAUCAACGUGAAGAAUAGGAAUCAAGGAUCACAAACAUACCCUCAAAAUGCGAUUUACUUGGAUAUAAAAAGAGUAAUUAUGUCCGUAAUCUGUGAAUCGCGAGCUUGCUAAACGGCCGCCAGAGACUCUUUCUUCAUCGUUUCGUUUUCUCCGGUGAUGUUGAUGACGUCACGUUGUGUAAGGCACGAGCAGCACUCUGUUAAUUUGCAUGUGAGUAAGACUACAACUAUCGAAUUCAUCAUCAUGUCAAAGCGUGACAAAGGAGGAGAGGAUCCUGGAGGGUCAGGAGAUGUACCAACCAAGAAGAUAAAGCAUGUAGGAGGGAAUAGAUGUGUUCUUUAUGGAUGCAGCAACACAAUGUACAAUGGAUUUGCUAUCCAUGAAAUGCCAAAGCAGGGAUCAAUCAGACGAGCAUGGAUCAAUUUUAUCCAGCUGAGGCUAAAAGGAUUUCAUGCAAACGAGAGGGCCCGUGUUCAUGUAUGCAGUGGGCACUUUCAGAGGGAACAAUACGACCAGUCACAAGUGAUGCAAUAUCAGUAUGGCUACAGAAAGCUUCCGCCCCGUCUGCUCCCCAAUGCUGUCCCCAGACUUCACCAAGCUGUACAGCCAUUCCCUGCGGAGUGGUUCAUCAAGGAGUCUAUUCCUCCGGCAGAGCCAACACCGACCACAUCUACUCUCACAGUGGCAUCAUGUAGAAGUUCCGACACCAGUACCGUGCAUUCUAGUUCUACCAACAUGACAGUUGCGUUUCUACGCAGUGAGAAGUCAAAUACAAGUACUAGGAAGGAAAAUGAAAUCAAAGACCCUCGGCCAGUCACAUUAGCUGAUGCAAGUACUUGUAUGUCUCCUACGCUGCCCAGUUCUGGUGGAAGCAAGCGGAGAACAUCUUUGUUCAGUAGGAAGAAGGAGGUCUGUAGAAUAGCAGAAGAAUAUGCAAGGAAGGAGGAGGAAGAAGCAGCACGAGAAGCAGCAGCACAACAAGCUAGGAGGGAGCAAGAGAACACUAAGGCUGUUCAGGUUCAGUUGUUUCCCGAUAUGGUUGAUAAGCAGUUUCAAAAGAAACCAAAGACGAGGACUUGUGCUGUGCAGGUAAAGCCUGCCAAACCUCCAAAACCUAUCAAGCCUGUUACGAAAGAGAAAGGAAUCCAGGUUUGCCUUUCCUCUGGAAAGGUGGUCCCUACAGUCACAUCCUCAACCCAAACAGACCAUCUUGAAGCAGAGUCAGAGGAUAAUAAAUAUGAUGACAAGGACGAUGAAUGUGAUGACGAGGAUGUUGAAUAUGACAACAAGGAUCCAGAUUAUAUACCAGAGCAGGAACUUGAAGAAAAGGAUGCAGAAGAAUUUGAGAAAGUGAACAUGCCUGCUGAUAUCAUCAGUCAGCAGAAAUACAUUGUUUUCGAGGAACAGCUGAUUGAGCUAUUUAGGCAAUGCAGGAGCUGCCACUUGCCCUGCUCAGUGGAAAUCCAGCAGCCAGCAAACUUUGGGAGUCGGAUUAAAGUGGUAUCAACAUGUGAGGAAUGCGGCUCCAGACACGAAUGGUCUUCACAGCCAACAGUGGGCAACUUAUCAGCUGGAAACAUAUUGUUAUCGUCAGCGAUUCUGUUUGCUGGGGCAAGUGCCACCAAGAUAUUUAAGAUCUUCAAGAUAAUGAAUCUACGUGGUAUAUCAACAUCAACAUUCAACGAACACCAGACCAAGUACCUCCAGCCAGCAGUCAUCUUGGAAUGGAGGAAAGCUCAAUCAGCUAUUUUAACCAACAUCAAGGCCAGUGAGCAUGACCUGAUUGUGGGAGGGGAUGGCAGGAGUGAUUCCCCGGGACAUUCUGCCAAAUUUGGAUCAUAUACCUUAAUGGACUUGAGGACAGACAAGGUCAUUGAUGUCCAGCUGGUGCAAUGUACAGAGGUGAAGAAUUCCAAUGCAAUGGAAUUGGAAGGUCUGAAACGGGCAUUGGAGAAGAUGGAUGCGGAAGCUGUAGAGAUAAAAACAAUAGUGACUGAUCGGCAUCUUCAGAUAGCGAAGUUCCUGCGGGAGAAUUACCCCCAUAUAGAUCAUCGUUACGAUGUAUGGCAUAUUGCGAAAGGAUUGAAAAAGAAACUGAAAGCAUUGGGCCGAGUUAAGGACUGUGAACUCGUGCAAGCAUGGUUGAGGACACUCAUCAACCAUGUGUACUGGACAGCACUCUCCAGUCCAGGUGGCGACAAGGAUGUCAUGAAAUCCAAAUAUAAGAGGUCAAUGAACCACAUCCGAAACAUCCACACUGACCAAGACCCAGAACAGGCAUGCGAACAUGGGGACGAUUAUCCAGCACGGGAAUGGAUGAAGUCAGGUACAAAAGUGUACGAGAAGUUGCGGGAGAUAAUGUUGAAUACUAGAAUUCUCAAUGACAUUGGGAAGAUGUCUCCCCAUGCACAGACAAGCAAGGUGGAGGCUUUCCACAAUGUUCUUCUACAUUGGUGCCCCAAGUUGCUGGUAUAUUCAUACCAAGGGAUGAAGUGCAGAUUAUACUUGGCUGCUUUGCAUUGGAACGAGAACUGUGGUAGAUCGCAGGCUCAAGAUGUGGAUGGCAAUCCAGUGUACAAGUUGAAGUAUCCACGUUCCAAGGAAGGAGGUCACACAGUUGAAAAAGUUCUGACUGCUUGUACUUAUGAUUAUGUGAAAGCUCUACUGAGAGUAGUUCUGGAUCUGGUGGAAAACAAACUGCAAAUCAGAGGCGAAAUGGACGAGUUGCAGCCAAAGCCAGCCCGAAGUGCCUCAUACCAGAAACCCAACAAGAGCGAAGCUGUUCAGGCUUUCGAGGAGCACCAUCGCUUUGCUGAUAGAACCUAGUUUGAUUUUGAACAAAUUCAUCAGUGAAUUUUAGAAGUAAAACCAUGAUUAAUGAACCAGACUUUGUUACUAUAUAUGCCUUUUCAUGAAACAUGGUGAAUGCAUUUUCUAUCAGUACACAGAAGAUUAUCGGUAUGAUUUAUGCACGUGAGUAGUGUAUAAUAAAUAUGCAUAAUAGAAAAAGCAGAGAUGCCAAGUUCAAAGACCAGCUAUGCGUGAGAUUUUCUGUGAAUCUGAGUGAGAUCACAGACAUUGUGUACAAUGUAUAUGGAGAUAGGCUUUGAUAGUUGCGUGAAACAGAGAUUAGAGGGGAUGAACCAGAGUCCAAAAUGCUUGAGUCUCACGCAUAAUGUGUGAGACUUGGUUGCUCUGAAAAAGGUGAAAUACAUAGUAUACCACAAUAUAUGUGGAUCUCGGAAAAUACCUGUAAACUUAUGUAUCCUGUCCUAGCAUUAGGGAAUAAAUUAUUGCUGCUUUUAAUGUAGGACAGCAGCCAGUGUCAACAUCAAAAUCUUGACUGAGGUUAACUUUUUAAAUGUCCCAACUUUCAUUGCCCAUGACAUUAUUUUUAGGAUAAUACUUCAGGUGAAUGUAAUUACAGUUAAAUGAACUGUGAUUAUGCUCAGAUUUAACAACGAAACUUGAAUUUUCAAGUCAAGUAUGAAAGAUUGAUGCUGCUUUUUGGAUAGUAGUCAGUUCGACAUCAACAUCUUGAGUGAGUCCUAAAUUUGUAUUGUAUAUGGCUUUAAGAUCAGGAAAAAUUAUCCAGCUUGGACGUUAUCAGGCUAUAAUGAACUUUGAUCAUGUGUAGGUGUAAAUAUGAAAAAAAUCCUAGAUCAGUUUUCCUUGCAAAUUAGAUAUAAAGGGAAUGCUAGAUAAAUAUACAAACUGACUCCUUUCUACCUAUCCCAUGCACACAAAUAUUGACAUUAGACCAUCUCAUUUUGAUGUUUAAUGAAGCUUGUACACAAAGGGUAGGAGUACAAAGUAAACUUUUUAUGGAAGUUUUAAGGGGGUGAUGGGAUAAAAUCAUUUUAGGUAAAAAAAAACUCCCCAAAACAUGGUUACUGGUAAUAGCGUUAUAUGUACCAUUUUCAUAAGUUCAUUAACACAUCUAUUUUAUUUCGAAUACUGCAACAUUUUGUCGGUCUAUGAGACAAGUGUAUGCCCAGGUUUUCCAUUGCAAUGAGAUCAGGGUAUAGGGUACUUCUUUCUAUAAAGGGAAUACUAAUGGGUAUUAGAGCCACUUAAUUUGCAUCUGCAUCUUAAAUUUAUGGCCUAGAGUUGUUUAAUUGCACAAAGUGUGUUGGGGGGUAUUUUAAUGUCGCAUAGUCAAUUUUCUAUUUGUAUAUUAUAGGCAACACUACCAGGCAUGUCCCACCUUCCACCUGUUCAUUUGAAUAUUUACCAAACGACAGAUUUAUUGCACUAUGUCAUAUAAAUGACUUAUGUACACCUUGUUAUAGAUAGUGAAUGAUACAGGUUAUGCGACUUCUCCUAAAUUGAUAUUCAGUAAAUUUGACAGAAAAGAAAAUUUCUAUUGGGAGUUUGAAAAGAAUGUGUACAAUAUAGAACAAGGUGAUUUGUUAAAAUAUAAGUAAAGAAAUACCAAGAAAAGGAAAAAAGAACAGUUUGUUUUACUUUUAUUAUUGUAUUUAUGUUUUCUAGUAUGCUGAGACUUGGGAUAAUGAAGUGAUAGAGAAUCAAGUAUAUAAAGAUGUAAAGGGAAGAGAGAAAGAUAUGGAGAGUGACAAAGGGGAAGGGUGAGAGAAGAUAUAAGAAACACAGAAACGGAGUAAAGAGGGAGAAAGAUAAAUGAGAGAGGGGGCAAGGGCAGAAUGACAGCGAGAGAAAGUGAAAUAGGGGGGAAGGAUGAUGGAUGGGAGAGAGAAGAGGGGGUGAACUGAAGUCGUAUGGAUGUAUGUCAGGAAGAAUGGGUUAUUUCGGACGUUUUUAGGGGCAUCCAUUGUGUAGGAGAAAUAAUAAAGUAUUUUUUCCCCUCUGUAAUCACAUCUUAUCUGCAGAAAACCAUUAAAACAUGCAAAUCAAAUGAUCAACAAAUUAUUUUCCAACCAUUUCUUUCUUUUGCUGAAUUGUCGAAUCAGCCAGAUUUCUGUGGUCAGAAGAGUUUGACAUGAAGAUUCAACUAGUUGAUACCAUAACUUUUUUCUCUAUUUUUGAGAGGGAACUGGUGAAAAUGGAUCAAUCACAGUGAUUACUUUCUGACCAGUAGCAUAUAUCAGACAAAUAAAAUUCCAUCAUAAGAAAUUGACUUCCUCGCUAAUUUCUGUUCUGUGUCUACCAUCGUUUUCACACUUUCUCUUUCCAUGUCUCUCCUAUUUUUCUUCUUAUUUCUCUAUACGACUUUGCACUUGUUUCUCAAUGUAGAUCUUUGCAUUUCUCGAACUCCUUCCCCUUUCAUUCCUCUCACAAUAUUAAAUUUAUAAAUGAAAUAUAAAAAAAAUGUUUUCACUUCUUAUUUCUCUAUACGACUUUGCACUUGUUUCUCAAUGUAGAUCUUUGCAUUUCUCGAACUCCUUCCCCUUUCAUUCCUCUCACAAUAUUAAAUUUAUAAAUGAAGUAUAAAAAAAAUGUUUUCACUUCUUAUUUCUCUAUACGACUUUGCACUUGUUUCUCAAUGUAGAUCUUUGCAUUUCUCGAACUCCUUCCCCUUUCAUUCCUCUCACAAUAUUAAAUUUAUAAAUGAAAUAUAAAAAAAAUGUUUUCACUUCUUAUUUCUCUAUACGACUUUGCACUUGUUUCUCAAUGUAGAUCUUUGCAUUUCUCGAACUCCUUCCCCUUUCAUUCCUCUCACAAUAUAAAUUAUAAAUGAAAUAUAAAAAAACGCAACAAAUGCAUCAUGUUCAAGUUCAAUUCAUUUCAUAUAUUUUAAAAAAGACAAGGUUACAAUACAAAGUGAAUGUUAACAAGAUUGGUUGACAUGACUUCCUACUCAUCUGCCAGUGAAAUAAAUGCUCAAUGUAAUAGAUGGAAAUAAGGUGUAUAAUUAUUCAGUUCUCCAAAAUUUUCAAUCCAAAUUCAAUGACAAGAAAUAUAUUUCCUUGAUGAAAUAGUUACAUAAUGGGUGGAUACAUCUCAACAAUUUUGCAUAAUUAUGUCAAGUGAGAAGCUUGUCAUGCUUUUGAGACGAUACUUCCUACAUUGUACUACCAGUAGUUCUGAAAUGAAGCAACACACUCCAAACAUAUGUCACAGAAAAAAAAUCCUCAAAAUGUGAUCAUGUAAAUAAUAAUAAUAGCAGGGCCUGCUGGGAGAACAUCUUUCAGAACUGAAGUGGGUUCCCUGGGUAAAUUUUCUAUACUAUUAUUCCUGUUACAAAAAAAAAAAUACACUAUAACUGUUACAAAAUGAUUUCCAACUUAAACAGUAGGGAACCAAUUUCUUAUUUCUAUAAAAAAUAUAAGCAAAAAAGUAAAAGACAAAUAACUGCAUCAGAAAAUUUUUAAAUGAAAUUGAUUCACAAAGAAAAUUAAUGAUUCCAAUGAUUUAUAUAUUUCUAAUGAAAAGUCUUCACACAACAAAAAAUGGAUGUUAAAAGGGUUAUAGAUUUGCAGCAAAAUCCUAAUAUCAUGUCUAGAUAUUUAAAGUAUAUUUAAUGAACGUGAAAUAAGUGGAUGCAGAAAAAUUAAUGCUAACGUGUCAUUAAAUGUCUUUUAUUUUCCUAUUAUCAGUCAAAUUACUGUUGUGAUCACGAUAUCUGCA